AUUCAUUCUAGCAGGACGUGAGUUUUGGAUCGCCCUGUAUAUUACCAUGACUACGUGGCAACGUCGAUCGUAACAAAAUCAAGCAGCCUCUCGAUCCAACUCGAUCCAACGUUGCUCCACAUUCACGCAGCGCCAACGUCGUCCAAUAUAUCUCACUCAAAUCAGUAAAAAUAUGAAAGUAGCUCGUACGUCCGAUUACUCGUAGAAAUCUACUACUACGAUGCACCUUUCGCAACACCAUGACCCGGCCAUACCAGCGAAACUGCGCCAACGUUUUCGUCCUAUCGAUACUCCUCCAAUUGUUCGUUCCUCGCUGCUGUCCGGAGUUUGUCAAAAACACACCCAGCAACGCGGUGGCGAACGGUCACGUGAUCGAGAACCGAAACGGCAAGCUGGAUCCGUCGAUCGAGCGAAUCUUUCGAGGAUCCAGCGAACAGAGAGACGACGUAACUAAUUUCAAACGCAACGUCCGGAGUGAAAAGCACGAAGACGGUGACAAACGGGUAAGGAUGAAACGCGACAGUGCGGUCAAAAGACGAUCCAGCAAUCCGAGAAGCUCGAACCAACGAGAAGAAGCUACGAGGAACGAGAAACGCUCGGUUUCUGACAGAGAUGAAGGCAAAAGCCACUCUUCAAGAAUCGGUCGCUCCUCCAAGGAUCUUCCGAAGCUGCCAGACAAAGAUUACGGGGUCUCUGUUGAUCGGGAGAAAUCAGAGUACACGGACGAAGCUGAGGACGAUUCCUCUUCGAGGAACAAAAAGACCAGAUACAAGGGCAACGAUCUCCGCGCGAGCGAGGAUUCCGCGGCAUUCAUCGACGAGGAGGAAAGAUCGAACCUGUACGACGACCUCGAGUCGAAGGACGUAGUGAAGAGAGGAAUCUCCGGUGCUGAAGACUACGAAGAGGUGGAGGACGACGCUGCCGGAGCUGCGGAAGACACCGCAGCUCUGGAAGGAAAUUCGUUGAGCCAGGAGGAAGAAACUCAAAGGAGAAAGGUGCACGGUGAUGUUCGAGUGAAGAGAGAACACGAGAAUUCGAAGGGAGAGUCAGAGGAAAAAUCGGAAGAUCCCGGGGCCUCUGGCGACUCGUCCAGCGAUCGAAAAAGAUCCGACAACGGCAACAAAGCAGCCGAGGCAUCAGGCAAGGAUUCUAACGAUCAGUCGAAGAAGAGAGACGCCGUCGAGAAGAGCGAGAACUGCUCGAGGCAGCAGUUCGAUUCGAAACCGAUUGGCGAGACUGUGAAAAUUCAGGGCCCGCGUUCAGAGAUCGUAACGGACGUGAGAACGCAGGAAACCGAUUUAUCCGGCAAAGCGCUCAACGAUUUGAUGCUCGAUCCCUCGACGAUUCUCGAGGGAAUCCCCAGGAAGUCGAAAGUUGUCGAAGCGGAGAACUCGAGGAACGCGGACGAGGACUAUCAGAAACGAGUGGAAGAGCAGAUUCAGCGGAAGAUCGACUCGAUCAAGGAGCAGAUCAAACGUGAGAUCGAGGAGAGCCAGCGUCUAAGAGAGAUCGAGGAGAAUAACGCGAGGUUCGACGAGUUGCGCGAAUUGGAGAAGGAAGACGACGAGCAUGAGGCGUCGCUGGUUGGCCAGGACGCGUCCAAGAGUGCCGACAAGUCGCAGGCUCGCGACAACGCCGCGAAGCGAUCGACAAAAAGGAGCAAGAGGCACGACAACACGGUUCGAGAGUCGGAAAUCUCGACCUCGAUGAGGAAACGAUCGACGACGAAGUCGGAGUCGCGAGCAGCAGACGAGGUACCGAGGAAACGCGCGCGACAGGCGUUUCUGGUGACGACCGAUAGGAAGAAGAAGAGGAGACGAAGAAGAUCGAGGAACUCCGAAGGAAGGAAGUUGGAAGACAGUCUGCCAGCUGAUCUUUCGUUGGAUUCGAAGCUGAGCGAGGCACUCGGCGCUGAUAAGUCGGGCGAGGACGAAAAAGCGGUGCUGGGACCACUGGCGACAGAGUACGGGGAAGCUUUCGGCGGUUUGAACGGAGAUCCUGGAAUGGAGUUGGCUAGGUUCAAGAGAAUCAAGCGAGUCCUUCGAUCUCCGACCUCGAGGACCUAGAUGUUUGAUUAAAAGAUGACGUGAAAUUCCGUGUCGGUUAUCUCUCGUCGAUAUUGGCCCAUAGUAAACAAUAUCAGAAGCAAUAUCAGUAAGCGACCGAUUGCUAGAUUAAUUAGCUAUAGGCUCACACGUAUGUAUGCACGUAGAAUACAGUUAAAUAUUUGGUAUUUAAAAGGAGAAAUUUAAUAAGAGGAGCAAUUAUUAAUCGUUGGUAGAAAAAUAUCGUUGGUUUUCGUAAUCGGCGACGUGAUUCCUUUCGGUCUC
Frieseomelitta varia is the source of this 2330-nucleotide messenger RNA. RefSeq names its product protein maph-9-like. NCBI's taxonomy places the organism in Eukaryota, Metazoa, Arthropoda, Insecta, Hymenoptera, Apidae. The transcript has 4 exons. Bases 240 to 2066 code for a protein of 608 amino acids. The record is from RefSeq and is a predicted model, not a curated record.